Molecule: messenger RNA, 1434 nt
Organism: Torulaspora delbrueckii
Lineage: Eukaryota; Fungi; Ascomycota; Saccharomycetes; Saccharomycetales; Saccharomycetaceae
Exons: 1
Coding region: 1-1434 (477 amino acids)
Source: RefSeq, a predicted model, not a curated record
AUGACCAAAGAAGAUAGUCCUGAAGAAGAGAAUGGGAUCAUGGGCGGUUCGCGCUGUUUCAAUUGUGACCAAAGCACAUCCUCUAAAUUCAAGCCUGAAAAUCUUGGUGCUGCUUCACUAUUCAAGUUACCUAAAAGCCAGGACUACGAAACAAUCACAUACGAGGCUCCUGAAGUCGGUGUAGGUAAUCUGUUGCCGGAGUUUGAAGAUGUCAUGGGCAUGGAAAGAGAAAUUAGAGAGAUGCCCUCAGAUCGAAGGAAGCAGUUUUUAUUCUUGCACAACAUUGUCAAUUCUUCGAGUGACAACUCUCAAUUCCAAAACUCUGAUGAUCAAACAGAUAAAAGCUUAUCUCCUGCUCCAAUUGCCCAAGAUACAAGCCUUUAUCAUUUCAGGCUGACAGAAACUCCAAUGCCGCUGCCUGAACGGGAGGAAAACGAUUCAGACGAAGAAGAAAAUCUAGUAAGGUCCAUAUUAAUGAUGCCGCACUUAGUCGAAUAUUCAAUCCCUCAUGCAUUAAAACAUCUGCUGUGCACGGACGAUAAUUUGAUGGGGCUCAGUGACAGUAUAACUUUAGAGCGAAUUGUCAGGAAAAAGUCCUUAGGUGACAUAAUUCCAAUGAGCUCUCGAGGUACUAGAAAAUUCCUUCCUCUUGAGGUCGAUUUUUCACCUACGCACGAAUGCACAAAGAAUUUGAUCAACAUAUCAACUUUUAUUCAGAAACUCUCUGACAAAUUUCAACCUAGGAUUGGCUCCUUUUUCAAUACUAAGUUUCAAUUCUCAUACAGGUUCAAUAAUGGCAAAUUUGAGAUCACAUAUGGAAUUUUUGAGGAUCACGACUAUUUCACUCAAGAAAUGCGUGAUAUUGAUUAUAUCGAUCUUCAUGUUUUCUCAAGGUAUCUCCCAAAGGAUUGUUUUGUUGAAGCAAAACCUUAUUGCACAAAUCAGCCAUCCAAUGAAUGCUGUGAAAGAGAAUGGAGGAGCUUCAUAACAAUGACAGAUAUUUAUGCCGUGGUGGAUCACAUGCUCAAAGGUAAAUGUAGCUUCAUUCAGAAUAGUAGCCACCUACUGAAAUACAUCAAAAGAGGAGGUUCAUUGAAAGUUGCCGCCAAGCAUUAUGAGAUUUCAGUGCAGAAAAAUCAGCAGAGAAUCUUGAGCAAUAUCAAAAGGUAUAUUAAGAACAAGGAAGUCAUGUCGAUGCAGAGAGCGAAAGAGCUUGGCAAAGAGAACUCCCUGAAUAGUGAGUUUCACUUGGGCCUCUUUGAUCAGAUACUAGGAUAUUAUGAUGACUUGGGAUCAAACACUUCGUUACCAAAUGAAGCAACCUAUGUCGUUGAGUUGACGGAUUUUGAAGAAGUAAUCCGAAGCAUAUCGGCCAAAUAUGUUUACGAGAAGUAUGUUCACCCGGUAUGCAGUGAACACCCAACGCUGAAUUAA